This is a messenger RNA of Gloeophyllum trabeum ATCC 11539, 755 nucleotides long. RefSeq lists its product as uncharacterized. The coding region runs from base 242 to 397 and encodes 51 amino acids. The transcript is spliced from 3 exons. Lineage: Eukaryota; Fungi; Basidiomycota; Agaricomycetes; Gloeophyllales; Gloeophyllaceae. The record is from RefSeq and is a predicted model, not a curated record.
CGCGUAAAAGAGAACAGGUGGUGUCGGAGUUCGGCGUCGGCGGGGGCGGUAGCUCUGCGUGCAUAAGGAGACGAGGGGCGAAGUCUUGUUAUCACUAUCUUCUAAUCUGCGAGAGAGAAAGAUGCGGAAGAGUCAUGAUAUGAAGGUUAGGCCUUGGGACUCUGAGCAGUGAUUGUAAGACGGGGGGGAGGACGGGAAAACAGGUGUUUUCUUCCUUGCUGGGUUUCAUGAUAUCUUUUGUAUGAUCAGAAUAAACGCUGCUUCUGUUCAUCACGUGUUAGAGGCUUCGGCACCAAGGCGCGCAGCCAUCCCUUCAGAGUUCAAGUCAACUGCUGGCCGCGAGGGCGCCGAGCACAGCAGGAUGCUGACAGGAACACCAGAUUCAGUCGUAGAGUAGCUAGAGAAACAACUGAGCCUAGCAAGAACCACGUGAGACAGACUAGCAAAGGAACUCCAGUACCCCAGCGGGCGGUCCUGUACAGGGUACGUGCACGAUGGACACCGGGAUUUACGGCCAAUGGGACUGAAUUCCACGGGAGGGGUGGGCAGGAUGCAAGACGAAAGAACAACCCGGGUCCGAUUAGGGAUCUCGGAUAUCGUUGCAUAGCAUAUUCCGAUGGAAGAUUCCCAGUAGGCGAGCUACCGAUGCCUACGCGAGGCAGGCCAGAAAGGACCUUCCUACCCAGCUUUGAAUGAGCGCGAGAGAGAUUUCUUACGUAGAAACGUUGAGGAUGCAUGAGUAUCGGGUUGCAUAG